Messenger RNA from Dioscorea cayenensis subsp. rotundata (Guinea yam), 1437 nucleotides. RefSeq names its product protein CIA1-like. The coding region runs from base 111 to 1187 and encodes 358 amino acids. The record is from RefSeq and is a predicted model, not a curated record. NCBI's taxonomy places the organism in Eukaryota, Viridiplantae, Streptophyta, Magnoliopsida, Dioscoreales, Dioscoreaceae. The transcript is spliced from 10 exons. Gene Ontology annotation, cellular component: cytosolic [4Fe-4S] assembly targeting complex. Gene Ontology annotation, biological process: iron-sulfur cluster assembly. Gene Ontology annotation, molecular function: protein binding.
AAACAAGACAAUCAAAGUGUGCUAUCCACACGCACUUGCCCUACACCGCAGUCGUCGGGAUUUCUCCUCUAGAGAUCGAAAACGAAUUCCGAUCGAUCCUUGCGCCGGCGAUGGAGUUCCCGAAGGGGGAGCUGGAUCUCAGGGAGAUGCAGAGCCUCGAGGGGCACAACGACCGCGUGUGGAGCUUAGCGUGGAACCCGGCGUCGGGCGCCGCCGGAGUGCCGGCGAUGCUCGCUUCUUGUAGCGGCGAUAAGACCGCCAGGAUCUGGAAGCAGGGACCUUCCGGCUCCUUCGAUUGCAUGGUCCGAUCUGAACCCUUGCUAAUCGGCGCUGUCCUUGAAGAUGCACAUAUGCGGACUGUUCGUUCAUGUGCUUGGUCACCUUGUGGUAAAUUAUUGGCAACAACAAGUUUUGAUGCCACAACUGCGAUAUGGGAACAGAUUGGCUCUGAUUUUGAAUGUAUCUCUACGCUUGAGGGUCAUGAAAAUGAAGUCAAGAGUGUUUCAUGGAAUGCCUCUGGAUCCUUGGUUGCCACUUGCAGUAGAGAUAAAUCUGUUUGGAUUUGGGAAAUGCAGUCAGGGAAGGAGUUUGAGUGUGUUUCAGUAUUACAAGGUCACACACAGGAUGUCAAAAUGGUGCAGUGGCAUCCGCUUAUUGAUGUGCUGGUUUCUGUCAGUUAUGACAACACUAUUAAGGUGUGGGCGGAGGAUGGUGAUGAUGAUUGGCAUUGUGUGCAAACAAUAGAUGAAGCUUGCAGUGGUCAUUCAUCGACGGUUUGGGCAUUAUCUUUCAAUGAAAGUGGGGAUAAAAUGGUCACUUGCAGUGAUGAUCUUACGUUGAAGAUAUGGGAUACUAGUGGCACUCCAUCAGAAUCAAGUGAUGAUGCCCCUAGGUCAUGGAGACAUGUCUAUACUCUCUCUGGCUUUCAUGAUCGCACCAUAUUUUCUGUUAAUUGGUCAAGGGAGGGUGUGAUUGCAAGUGGAGCAGCUGAUGACGCUAUAUGCCUGUUUGUUGAGAGCAAAGAAAAGAUGGAUGAACCAUUUUACAGCUUGGUGAUGAAGAAGGAAAAAGCUCAUGCCAUGGAUAUAAAUUCAGUGCAGUGGAAUCCAAAGAAUCCUCGUAUUUUAGCUUCAGCAAGUGAUGAUGGGACCAUAAAAAUAUGGGAACUUGCAGAGAUAUCUGGAUGAUGCCAACUCAUGUUACAUAAUUUUGUUCUUGUUCUAACGUACCAAGAAGUCUUGUAGUUGAGCCAUUACUUAGAGCUUGCUUUGAAGACUCAAUUAAAAGAAGCUCAAUGGCGCAGAAUAUAUAAUUUAUUUUAAACAUUUUGUGCAAUUGUAUCCGGGGCUCUUGUAAACAUGUUUUGGUUUUUUUUCCUUGUUUCUCUUAAGCACCAAUAAAUUUUUAUGUUAAUAUUAAAUUGUUAUCGCAUUGGCA